AUGUUCAGAUUCUUCUUCUUCAUCAUCUUCUUCUUGGUUAACAAUAAUGCUGAGGGAAACCCUGAUAAUUACAGCGAAGCAUUGGAAAAGUCACUAUUGUUCUUUCCCCAUGUUGUUAAAAUUGUUCUGCUUUCACAUGGGGAUUUAACCGGAGGCUGCAAUGAUGCUGGAGAAAAUGUCAAAUUCAACUUUCCAACGGCAUUCACCGCUACCAUGUUCUCAGGGAGCACCGUUGAAUAUGGUUGGGGUAUGGGCUCCCAAAUACAAGAGGCCCAAGUUGGAAUACGUUGGGCCACCGACUACCUCCUAAAGGGUGCCACUGCUACUCCUCCUGCCAGACUCUACGUCGGUGCCGGUGACCCAAAUGUGGACCACAAAUGUUGGGAAAGGCCCGAAGAUAUGGACGCGGUUCGAACCGUGUAUUGGGUGUCGCAUGAUAAACCAGGUUCAGAGGUGGCCGGUGAAAUUGCCGCCGCCCUCACUGCGGCCUCUAUUGUUUUCCAUAGGGCUGAUCCAGCGUAUUCAAGGAUUAUAUUGAGGACCGCCAAAAAAGUGUUCAAAUUUGCUUUGAAAUAUCAAGGUUCUUAUAAUAGUUCACUUGGAUCUGCUGUUUGCCCAUCUUAUUGCUCAUAUAAUGGUUGCAAGGAUGAGCUAUUGCGGGGAGCUGCAUGGCUUUUUAGGACACCAAAUUCUAUUUAUUAUAAUAAAUUAAUUAAGAAUUUGGGAGCUGAUGACCAACUUGAACCAGAUAUCUUUAGUUGGGACAACAAGUAUGCCGGAAAAACUAUAAAAUUGGCUCGUAGAGCAUUGUUAAAUCACGAUGAGAACUUUGAUCAAUACCGGCAAGAAGCUGAGAAUUUUGUGUGCAAGAUUUUGCCCAACUCUCCCAAUUCAACCACCCAAUAUACAAAAGGCGGGGGCAACAUUUACGACAAGAAGAUAGGGGCUAAUAUCAAGCUUCCUCAGAGCAAUCUUCAAUAUGCGGGGUCUACAAUUCAACAAAAUUAUCUCACUAUAUUGUGA
Neltuma alba is the source of this 1023-nucleotide messenger RNA. RefSeq names its product endoglucanase 9-like. The transcript has 6 exons. Lineage: Eukaryota; Viridiplantae; Streptophyta; Magnoliopsida; Fabales; Fabaceae. The coding region runs from base 1 to 1023 and encodes 340 amino acids. The record is from RefSeq and is a predicted model, not a curated record. Gene Ontology annotation, molecular function: hydrolase activity, hydrolyzing O-glycosyl compounds. Gene Ontology annotation, biological process: carbohydrate metabolic process.